Messenger RNA from Daphnia magna, 1718 nucleotides. Its product is annotated as bridging integrator 3. The record is from RefSeq and is a predicted model, not a curated record. The coding region runs from base 789 to 1598 and encodes 269 amino acids. NCBI's taxonomy places the organism in Eukaryota, Metazoa, Arthropoda, Branchiopoda, Diplostraca, Daphniidae. Gene Ontology annotation, cellular component: cytoplasm; actin cortical patch. Gene Ontology annotation, biological process: actin cortical patch localization; plasma membrane tubulation; endocytosis. The transcript is spliced from 4 exons. Gene Ontology annotation, molecular function: protein binding; lipid binding.
GGGGAUAAUAAAUGUUCAGUGCGUUCCGUUUUAAACUUUCUUUUGGCUACUGGCUAAUACACUAAACUUUGCCAUUUUUUCGUACCAACUUAAGGGACAAUUGUUUCACACAACCCACGAUUGUUUGAAGGUUGAUUUUCACUAGACGUCAUUUGAACGGUGCAGUUCCUAUCCGCAGGCCUGCAGUGUGCAAAAAUAUGACCUAUCAACAGUAAUUUUCUUGUAAUGUGGCUUUCACAUGCAAAUCUAUUUUAAGUAUAUCUAUAGAGCGCAAAAACUCCUAAAAAAUUCUUGUCUUCUUCUUGUCUGGCUUCCGCCCGGUGGGAGUGCCUCUUGCGGGUGUGUUGUUUCAUUCCACGCAGAAAAGGCAUUUGUCGACAGAUGGCAGUCCGCCCGGGCGGAAAAUCACUCAUACGCCCCGACCAUGCCCCGACCCAAACCAUUGUUUUUUUUGUAUAGUAAUCCCCGCAAGAGGGUACCGCUUUUCUGAGAGAGAAAAUAGCCAUAGUGGAGGAACCAGGGGUCUAUGACUCUGGUAAAACGUAUAAAAGAUUAAUGGAGGACCCCGGGAGAAAUCUCAGAAAAAAGUGGGGUCGGUCGAUACCUCCCUCCCUAUCCUUCAAUCGCUAUCGGGAAAUUCUGACACAUCUUGUAGUCAUUGAAUCAUACUUGCACUCACUAGAUGGCGGAAAGGAUGACAACAAUAUUUGGAUGAUAAAUUGUUCUCGAAUGUUUUAAAUUUUUUUAGUUUCAAGAUAAGACAAUCAUUUUGCAAUAUUAUCUUCAUCAUGAACUGGGGCUUGAAGAGAAAUCAACUUCAUUCCAGGCCAUCCCCUUCAGGUGGGAUGUGCACAAUAGCUGAGGAGGCUGACAUAGAUUACGCAUUUCUCCGACUUCAAAAAUUAGAGGAAACUAAUAGGACUGUUCAAAAAGAGUGCAAGAAUUUAAGAGAUUCCUUUUCAGCUUUAGCCCGCUCUGAGCAAAAGCUAACUGCAGGUCUAUCAUCAUGCAACCAAGUAUAUGAAGAAGAAACUUUCAGAGCCCUGGUUGAAGAAUAUCACUCAGUUGCUAAGCAGAUGAGUGAUUCAUCCAAACAGUUUUCUGAUAUAGUACAAAUAACUGUGAACGAUCCCUUAAAAAAACUUGCCACUGAAUUUGGAAGUGCUCAAGGAGCUAUUAAGAAACGAGAUCAAAUGAUAACUGAUUUACUCCCUGUUCGAAGGCAACUAGAAAAGAUGAAAGACAAGGAGAGAACAGGGACUAACAUUGCAAGAACUGAACAGCUGAAACGUUCCUUAGCCGUAAUGGAGGGUGAGUUUAAAGGAACAAACAAGCAGCUAUUGAAUGAUAUGAACACCAUGUUGGAACUGAGAGCGGAUUAUAUUGAGCCAUCUCUGUUGGCGUUAAUACGAGCCGAAACUAAUUACUACGGGGAGUGCACGAAACUGUUCAAUUCUUUGGUCCUACACAGUGAUACUAGUCCUUAUAGAACUUCUCCAAGAGUGACGAAAAGCGAGCCUGCUGCGUCAGAGCUGGAAGCCCGAUUCAAUCAAGACAUGCAAGCUAUACGAGCACUCUCGAUCGUUGCUGAUAAAUAAAAUAUGUAUUCCCUGAAAUGUAACGGUCCAUCCAUUGUAUCCGGUAUAUUAAUGUUUCAUAGAAUUUUAAUCUUCAGAGUUGAUUAUGAAAUUGUUUUGAAAAUAUAUAAUACGAUUGUA